AUGGAUACAUCUAAAACCCUCGAUCUCGUCAACCUCGCCGAGCGCGACUUGUUCGAUCCCAUCCCCCAAGAUACCCUCGACCAGGCCCUUACUACUCCGCCCUUCAUUUCGGUGCCUGGUGCCUUCAAUGUCCGUGAUCUGGGAAGAUUCGAUGCCCCAUACAUUCGUCCAGGCCGGGUUUACCGGUCCGGGACGUUGGCGUACCUCACUGAGGACGGCAAGAAACAGCUACACGCCGACAUGGGCGUACGGCUGAUCCUUGAUCUGCGCGCCGUGGGCGAGAGAGCUUCCAUGCCAGCACCCGAUAUCCCCGGGGUGAAUGUAGUUUGGAUCCCCAGCGAGGGCGCGCAGCAGCCAUUAGAUCUCAAGGACUUUGUCGGCGAAAAAGGCGGCGAGAGGGGAUACACCAAGAUGUAUUUGGAAAUCUUGGAAGUUUACGCGCCGAGUUAUCGGUAUGCGUUGGAGCAUAUUCGCGAUGAGGCGGAUAGCAAUAGCGGCAUCUUAUUCCAUUGUUCGGCUGGAAAGGACCGUACCGGCGUCCUGGCGGCGCUCCUCAUGGGGCUGGCGGGUGCGCCUGAUGCUGCCAUCGCAGCGGAGUACUCCCUCACUCGUAUUGGAAUGGAGCCGCAGAAGGAACUCCUCUCCCGGAUUUUCCUCAAGUCCAAGCCGGAUUGGAAGGUGGGCGCACCGGGGUUCUCGGAGUUUGUGAAUGUGAAAGCGUCCUACAUGCUGGAGUUUCUGGACGCUCUGCGGGCGAGAUAUGGCAGCAUCGAGGGCUAUGUGACGUCUCGUCUUGGGUUGAGUGACGAGGAGGUCGACAAGAUCAAGCUCGCACUGAAGGGGUAG
Molecule: messenger RNA, 846 nt
Organism: Aspergillus terreus NIH2624
Lineage: Eukaryota; Fungi; Ascomycota; Eurotiomycetes; Eurotiales; Aspergillaceae
Product: tyrosine-protein phosphatase
Exons: 2
Coding region: 1-846 (281 amino acids)
Biological process (GO): dephosphorylation
Molecular function (GO): phosphoprotein phosphatase activity
Source: RefSeq, a predicted model, not a curated record